AUGUCACGAGAAGAGCUCAUUGUUCUGCGAAAGACUCUCACUGAGCUACUCGACAAGGGUUUCAUUCGAGCAAGUAGUUCUCCAGCGUCAGCACCAGUUUUGUUCAAAGACCGAUAUCCCUUGCCGUUGAUCGAGGAAACUUUGCGGUCGCUGUCCAAGGCCAAGUGGCUCACCAAACUUGACGUUAUCGCAGCAUUUCACAAGAUUCGCGUCGAGGAGGGAGACGAGUGGAAGACAGCAUUCAGAACACGUUACGGACUCUACGAAUGGCUUCGUUACAUAAACCACACGUUGCGAGAUUUCCUCGACGAGUUCUGUUCCGCUUACAUUGACGACAUCUUGAUCUACUCGAGCGGUUCGCUCGCAGAUCAUCGCAACAAAGUCAGGCAGGUCCUUGCUCGACUGCGAGAUGCAGGCCUGCAGAUUGAUAUCGACAAGUGUGACUUUGAGGCAAAGAGUGUCAAGUACCUGGGCUUCAUCGUCGAAGCCGGAAAGAAGGAUGCGGUGUUUGCGUGGUCGAAGGAGUGCGACAAGGCCUUCGAGGAGUUGAAGGCUCUUCUGACCAGUGCGCCGGUCCUUGCGCAAUGGGAUCCGGAUAGAGAGACGAUUGUGGAGACGGAUUCAUCCGAAAACGCACCGGCGGAGUGCAACUACCCAAUCCACGAUAAAGAGCUGCUGGCGAUCAUUCGCUGCCUUGAGCAUUGGGACGCCGAAUUGAGGAGUGUGAAGUCCUUUACCGUUUUGACGGAUCAUCUCAACCUCCGUUACUUCACCAAGAAGCACUUCACCAUCAAGCAUCGACCGGGCAAAGAAGCCGUCGUACCGGACACGCUGUCUCGACGAGAACAGGACAUGCCGCACAGCGCCGAAGAUGAUCGGUUGCAAGGACGACGUGUUCAGCUGCUGCAACGUAACAAGGGUGGCCUGGUGACAAAAGUCAAGAGCGGUUAUGUCACCAAGGGCGACACGGAUCAACCUGAUGACGCAACAACUGACCAAGACGACUCAAUCGAAAACCCUUCUCGGACCCGGAACUGCAGAAACCUGCCACCAACCAAGUCGAACGGUUCGACCAACCUUAUGGUCGUGACGGACAGACUGUCCAAAAGUGUCGUUCUUGAGUCAUUGAAGGACAUCACGGCCGAGACGACGGCCAGAGCAUUGCUACGGAACGUGGUGCAACACCAUGGCGUGCCGCGCGCGAUCGAUAACUGGGAAGAGCUGUUGCCAGCGGCCAUGAUGGCCAUCAACAAUCACAACUCGACGUCGACAGGCCUGAGCCCGUUCUUUAUCACGCAUGGGUAUCAUGUUGACCCGAUACAAGUCAAGGAGAAGUUACGGACGGACGGAAGGUCCCCAGUGACCAGGGCUGAAAGCAUUGUGCAACGAUUUCGAGAGGCAACGGAAUGGGCCCAGGCGGCAAUUGCGUCAGCGCAAGAGCAGCAAGAGAAGAACGCCAAUUCGCGAAGACAGCCGUCAGACCAGUUCAAGCCUGGAGACAAGGUAUGGCUGCGACUUCGCAACAUCCGAUCCAAUCGGCCAUCCAAGAAGCUCGAUUGGCUGUCGGCCAAGUACACCGUCCUGGAGACCAUUGGGUCACACGCGUGCAGGCUGGACACGCCUCCGGGAAUACACAACGUGUUCCACACGUCGGAUGACUACCGCCCACCGGCCAUUUUGACGGACGAUGGCGAGCUGUGGGAAGUGGAAGAGAUUCUGGACAGGAAGAAAGUCGGAGAGAGUGGAAAGUGUUGGUGA
Molecule: messenger RNA, 1758 nt
Organism: Hirsutella rhossiliensis
Lineage: Eukaryota; Fungi; Ascomycota; Sordariomycetes; Hypocreales; Ophiocordycipitaceae
Product: reverse transcriptase (RNA-dependent DNA polymerase) domain-containing protein
Exons: 9
Coding region: 1-1758 (585 amino acids)
Molecular function (GO): nucleic acid binding
Source: RefSeq, a predicted model, not a curated record